UGUGAUGGCUGGAAAACGUAUUGGUAAGGAGCUAAAGGAUCUGCAGAAGGACCCUCCUGCUUCUUGCAGCGCUGGGCCCAUUGGACAAGACAUGUUUCAUUGGCAAGCAACAAUAAUGGGUCCACAUGAUAGCCCUUAUGCUGGGGGUGUAUUUUUGGUAACCAUAAACUUCCCCCCAGAUUACCCAUUCAAGCCACCAAAGGUUUCCUUCAAAACAAAAGUUUACCACCCUAACAUCAACAGCAAUGGAAGCAUAUGCCUGGACAUUCUUAAAGAGCAGUGGAGCCCUGCUCUUACAGUUUCCAAGGUGCUGUUGUCGAUAUGCUCAUUGCUGACAGAUCCAAACCCGGAUGAUCCUCUUGUUCCAGAAAUCGCUCACAUGUACAAGACAGACAGAGUCAAGUACGAGGCUACUGCUCGAACUUGGACCCAGAAAUACGCCACCUCCUAGCUCAGAGCUCCUAGCUCCAUACC
Molecule: messenger RNA, 474 nt
Organism: Corylus avellana
Lineage: Eukaryota; Viridiplantae; Streptophyta; Magnoliopsida; Fagales; Betulaceae
Product: ubiquitin-conjugating enzyme E2 5B-like
Source: RefSeq, a predicted model, not a curated record